Staurois parvus is the source of this 384-nucleotide messenger RNA. The record is from the annotation of a GenBank genome assembly. NCBI's taxonomy places the organism in Eukaryota, Metazoa, Chordata, Amphibia, Anura, Ranidae.
CAGGUCUCGGGCCCCCAGGCGGAGCGGCGGGCGCCGGACCCCCAGGCGGAGCGGCGGGCGCCGGACCCCCAGCGGGCGGCGGGCGCCGGACCCCCAGGCGGAGCGGCAGGCGGAGCGGCAGGUCUCGGGCCCCCAGGCGGAGCAGCGGGCGCCGGACCCCCAGGCGGAGCGGACAGGCGGAGUGACAGGCACCGAGUCACCAGGCACGACAGUGGGCUCCGAGUCAACUGGCAUGACCACGGGCACUGGGUCAGACAUUGGAUCGUCUGGCUGGACAGCGGGCAUCGGGUCACCAGGCAUCAGGUCAUUUGGCUCGACAGCGGGCACCGCGUCAUCUGGCAAGGCAGUGGGCACCGAGUCACCAGGCACGACAGUGGGCUCUGA